Messenger RNA from Ambispora gerdemannii, 2991 nucleotides. NCBI's taxonomy places the organism in Eukaryota, Fungi, Glomeromycota, Glomeromycetes, Archaeosporales, Ambisporaceae. The record is from the annotation of a GenBank genome assembly.
AUGGACGCGGACGUGGAAAAUACUCAGAUGGAGAACGGUGACUCUAAUUCGACCAUUCAAAGACCUGGUCAACAACACAAAAGGCGACGGACUAAUUCUCUCACAAUACAAAGUGUAAAGCGUCAGGAAAUUGGUGAAAAACAAAAUGAAGAACCAAUAACAAAUACUUCGUUCUCAGCUUUGCAACCACCUCCAUGGCAGGACACUAUUGAAAAAGCGGUAACAGCAAUCGUGUCUAUUCGUUUCAGUCAAGUUGCUGCCUUUGAUACAGAAGGUCCUGAAAAUUCGGAAGCUUCUGGUUUUAUUGUUGAUGCUAAACGUGGCAUUAUUUUGACCAACAGACAUGUAGCUUGCGCAGGGCCAUUUGUUGGUGAGGCAGUAUGUCACGAUCAUGAGGAAGUAUCGGUUUAUCCAGUAUAUCGCGACCCGGUGCAUGAUUUUGGCUUUUUAAAGUUCGAUCCAAAAGAAGUAAAAUAUAUGCCAAUUAUUGAUAUACCUCUUGCACCACAUCUGGCAAAAGUUGGGCUUGAUAUACGGGUUGUGGGUAAUGAUGCUGGCGAGAAAUUAUCGAUUCUGGCUGGCUCGAUCUCACGAUUGGACAGGAAUGCGCCAGAGUACGGCGAUCUGACGUAUAACGACUUCAAACAAGCCGCGUCGAGCACUAGUGGCGGUAGUUCCGGAAGUCCUGUAAUUGACAUCCAUGGAAAUGCUGUCGGAUUACAAGCUGGAGGAUACACCAAAGCCGCGACGGAUUUCUUCCUGCCGUUAGAUCGAAUAGCGCGUGCACUUCAAUAUAUACAAAAAGGUGAAACGGCCCCAAGAGGCACUAUCCAAGUUCAAUUUCUGCAUAAACCCUUUGAUGAAACUCGACGUCUCGGGUUGCAAAAAGAGACCGAAGCUAUAAUACGUGAACUUUUUCCAGAGGAGAUAGGAAUGCUGGUGGCCGAAACCGUGGUACCUAAAGGCCCGGCUUCUGCUCACAUGGAAGAAGGAGAUAUACUAAUUAAAAUAAACGGACAAUAUAUUACAAAAUUUGUACCAUUAGAUGAUUUAUUAGAUUCACACGUAGGUCAAGAGAUUGAGAUAACAAUAGAACGAGGAGGAAAGCCUACAACUUUUACUGUGACAGUUCACGAUUUACAUUUAAUAACACCAGAUAGAUAUGUUGAAAUUGGUGGAGCAAAACUGAAUGAACUGUCCUAUCAACUAGCUCGUUCAUAUUGUGUGCCCGUUGGUGGUGUAUAUGUGGCAGAACCGGCUGGCAUGUUCCGGUUAGAUGGACCUGAUCAUGGAUGGAUAAUUGCAUCGGUGGAUAAUAAACCAACACCAAAUUUACAAACGUUUAUUGAAGCGAUAAAAGACAUUCCUGAUCGUGAGCGAAUACCAGUUGUUUAUUAUUCUAUAGCUGAUAUUCACACGACGAGCGUAGCAGUCGUGCAGGUGGAAAAACAUUGGUCAAGGUUUAGAUUAGCUGUAAGGAAUGAUUCGACAGGGUUAUGGGACUUUACAGAUUUGGGACUUCCACCGUCACCAAAGGUAUUGCAACCAGCCACUGCGAGAUUCAUUGAAAUGGAUGAGUCUUUGGGAGCAGCAAAAGAUCUUAUAGCUUCGUUAGUUAAAGUUAGCUAUUAUAUGCCAUGCCGCAUCGAUGGCUUUCCAAAAAGUCGAAAACAAGGCGCUGGGCUUGUAGUUGAUGCGGAGAAAGGUUUAAUAGUAGUAUCUCGCAGCAUUAUUCCACUAUCCAUGGGUGAUAUUUCUAUUACUAUUGCUGACUCGAUUAUUAUUCCGGGUAAAGUGGAAUACCUUCACCCAACACAUAAUUUUGCUUUUGUUUCUUAUGAUCCUAAAUUGAUUGGUGAGACUCCUGUGAAAAGUGCUGUGUUGAGUCAACGCCCUUUAUUGCAAGGGCACAAAGUCACGCUGGUUGCUUUCAAUCACAAUCAUCGAAUUGUUUGCUCGGAAACUGUCGUAACCGAUAUAACUAGUGUGACUAUUCCUCAGAAUGCUACACCGAGAUUUAGGAGUAUAAAUCUGGAUGCAAUCACAAUUGACACCCCGCUUGCACAGCAAUGUUCAAGUGGUGUGCUUACAGAUUCAAAUGGACAUGUUCAAUCCUUAUGGCUCUCUUAUCUUGGAGAACGAAAUCUGUCGGGGCAUGACAAUGAGUAUCAUUUAGGUUUACAUAUACACACAAUAUUUCCGGUGCUUGAUGCUCUGCGCAAAAAGGAAACACCGAAUUUGCGAUUCUUAAAUAUUGAGUUGAUGCCAGUACAAAUUGCCCAAGCUCGACAUAUGGGCUUGACAGAGGAAUGGGUUCGUAAGGUGGAAGAUGCAAAUCCAAAUAGGCAUCAACUUUUCUUGAUUCGACGGACUGAGACUGGCAGCGAAAGUGCUUGUGUCUUGAAAGAAUUGGACCUUAUUCUAGCCGUUAAUGGGCAAACUAUCACCCGAAUGUACGAAAUGGAUGUGCAAUACUCUAAAGAAGAACUUGACAUCACGAUUCUCCGACAAAAAGUUGAGAUGACGUUGAAAGUACCUACGAUCCCUAAUUCUGGAAAUGGGACGAAGAGAGUCGUAAUUUGGGCGGGGGCUGCGAUUCAAGAGCCACACAAAGCUGUUCUACAACAAUCAAAAUCGUUACCGUCCCGUGUUUAUAUUUCGGCUCGCAGUAAAGGAUCGCCCUCUUAUAUGUAUGGAAUGGUUCCUACAAUGUGGAUAACCCAAAUUAAUGGAAUUCCCACACCAGAUCUUGGCUCUUUUGUCGCUGCAGUGCGCAAAUUUCCUGACAACACCUAUGUCCGCGUGAAAAUUAUUACUUUUGAUAUGAUACCAAUGGUCUUGGCAAUCAAAACUUGCCGACCGUGGAAAUGGUUCGAGACGAUAAGUCGAAAGAAUGGAGAAAAAUCGAGUUCACCGAUUGAGUGUAUUCCAUUGUUGUACCUUAACCUCAGCAUAGAUGAGCAUUUGCCUAACUUUGAUUUGUUGAAUUAA